Molecule: messenger RNA, 2109 nt
Organism: Aspergillus terreus NIH2624
Lineage: Eukaryota; Fungi; Ascomycota; Eurotiomycetes; Eurotiales; Aspergillaceae
Exons: 2
Coding region: 1-2109 (702 amino acids)
Molecular function (GO): protein binding
Source: RefSeq, a predicted model, not a curated record
AUGGACGAACAAUACGAAGUUGACCUGACACCGAUAUACCACUCAUACUGUGACUUGGAUUCAGACCUGCCAUACUUCCCUUCAAGACCGCCCACCCUCCACACCAUCAAAUGGGCCCCAUACGUAUCUCCCGAGGAUGCACGUCUCGCAUACAAAUUCUGGUCCCUUCCAGAAUCCGAUCUGCGUGUGGACAUCGAAAGAAAAGGCCACUCUUUCCUCGCCCAUGACCAAUCGAAACAUGCACUAGCAAGAAACGUGUACGAGCAUCUGAGCGCGCCGGAGCAAUCCUUCGGACCACUGUCCGGAAGCCAAGUCGAUAGCAUCAUGGAACGGAAAUGGACAUACGAGGAGGUCUUUGGGCUCGAUGAUCCCCGGAAGGAGGACGUGCAUGUGAAUGGCAAGAGUCUACGAGACGGCUCGCCCUGGACCGUGAAACGACUGCAACGGGAGCUCUCCAAACGCGGGCUGAAUACCAGUGGAAGACGACAAGACUUGGAAGACCGUCUGUACGAUGAGGAGCGCCACCGGCUUUUACCACGGAGCGACCUCUCGCACUGGGGAACCAACAGGAAGGGGCAUAGAGAACAGCAUGCAAUCCGGUUCACACCCAGGAAUGGCCUGAACGCCUUGGAUAUGUACACCAGCGCCAUCCAAUUAAGCCCUCACAACCCGGUGUACUGGCUGAGCAGAGCUUAUUGCCAUUAUAGACUGUCAUUCUUUGACCUUGCAUUAGGCGAUGCGUACCGAGCUCAACUUAUCUGCGAGGCGAUGCGGGAUAUGGAGAUUCACAGCUAUACCCGUGGACUGGAAGAGCAUGCCCGCCAUGCCAUCGAGCAACAUAUAUAUUCGAUCCCCAGUGAAGGUGAAAUGUCGCCGGAAGCUAAGCUAAUGCGCGGGAUUGGAAUUAUUGCGUUCACACCAACCCUCGAACUGACCAUUGUCAAUAUCAUCACCCUCAGCCUUCUUGCUCUUCAGUGCUGGGACGACUAUGACGCAAUGGAGAGGUACUCCGUUGCAAAGUUCGAUAUAGCACGACACCAGCAUGCGUUCCUGCAGCCUGAUCAGUGGACGGUGGAUCAGGAACCUCUUGCCGGCAUUCGUCGGAGUCGAGAGCAAGACGAUAUUCUCUUCCACGAGAAGAAAGCCGGGGCUUGCCCCGGUGGCAGGAAAUACCCCUACGAUGCAGACGACAAGGACAGGUACAACAAGAAGUUUGUAGACUUCAUCAACAAGAAUCUUCCCCAUGGGUUUCCCAAGAAGAAAUGCGAGGUUGGCAUACGGUCGAUUCCCGGGCGACCAGAUCGGCUGACGCUGGGGAUGUUCGCGACCCAGCCCAUCAAGAAGAACGAACCCAUCUUUGUCUCGGAUCCUUCAAUGAGAGGACACCUCAGCAUCAACAGAUUGAAAAGCGAUGAGCCAGUGGCCGACGCCGGGAAGCCACGAUGUGACAAUUGUGGACGGAGGAUCUCACAAAAGGUCGUGAAAAGAUACUGCGACCAGGGUUUGGACAUGUUCCUGAGAAAGCAUCCCGAAGGCUGCCUAUGCAUUAUGGAGGAGAUACCUAUAUACUUCUGUCCCCAGGAGGAGUCAAUAGAACCAACAUGUGCACAGGUCGCGCGAGAAUGUUAUCAUCACAAGGCCUGUGGAGAGAGCUGGCAAUGGCUGCACGACGCCAUGCGGCCUCAAGUCUUGGACACAGAUGACAAGCCUCACUUUCACCACUCGAACGAGGAUCACUGCACGUUUCUGAGCCUCGUCCUGCGCGAGAUCCUUGACACGACGCUGCUGCGGCGCGCUCAAACCGGCAAUCCUACCCUCAUGCCUCACGAGCUUGACGAGAUGGUCAUGUUAGAAAGUCACAGUGACUGGGACUCGCAAUAUUUCCCCUUCACCCUUGCAGCAAACAUCCAGGUGCCGUUCGACAUCUUGAUGAAUAUGGGGGUCGAUAUAUUCAGCGACCUCGCCUUCGACACCUGGACCAUCCAAACCGUCCUGAAGAAACUGUACACCAGCGUCGUGCCGGGGGAUACGCGUCUAAGGGAGCCCCUGGAGGCAGUCAAGGAGAAGGACUUUCCAUCUCCGGGUGAUCAGGACCGUAUGCGACCCUGA